GCGAACUCGACUCAGUCACUCCAAUAACGAGCUAUAGCUUCUCUCAAAGUGCAAAGACACAACACUGCAACUCAGUCGAUUGAUUGAUUACACAACCCAACUCAACACGGCGAGAAGAAAACUGUUGUCACUCAUCGUCUCAAAUCUGUCCACAGAUAGUUCCUGCCUGCCUGCCUGUCAUUCAGCCCCGUCCUUGACCAUCUUCUUUUUCCCACCACCAGCUCCCCCUCCUGCCUUCUCCCCUCCAGGAACCUCUCUGAUCAGCGGACCGCCCACCUUCCCCUCGUCCCCUGCAUCCCUUGCAGCAGCACGAGAAGCACCACCCUGCCCAACCACCGACCCAUCAGGCAGCCGCAGCUCUCGGAUAAGGUCAUCAUCGCCGACACCACAAGGCAGGCGGACGAGCUCAUCUGAGCUCGUGGCCACCCCCUCGCCCAGCGCCUCCUCCAACCCGCACUCUUCCACCGCCAGACCGGCAGAGUUGCAACCAGGGUCCUCCUCUGCGGGACGGCGGACUGGCGUGAUGCCGAGUCGUUUCAGCGCCGCCUCGUCCGGCAGCUGCCCCUUGACGUCGUACACGCCCAUGUGCACCGACAUCUCCACACAUGGGCCGUCAUCACCUUGAUCUUCAUCGCCUUCGCCGUCAAUAGCAUGCUCGUCCUUCGGGCGUUUGGAGGGGAGGCUGAUCUGGCGGUUGGCAUGCUCCAGCUGGGGCAGAAAGUGCUUGACGCGGGCAAGGAUGUCGUCGCUGUCGGCGGUGAGCGACUGGAUGCGCAUGUGAGGGGCGGCCUUGGGCUUCGGGAAGCCUCUCUUCCUCUUCACCUGAGGGUGGUCCAUACUUCCUCCUUG
Vitrella brassicaformis is the source of this 849-nucleotide messenger RNA. NCBI's taxonomy places the organism in Eukaryota, Vitrellaceae. The record is from the annotation of a GenBank genome assembly.